Gadus chalcogrammus (walleye pollock) is the source of this 978-nucleotide messenger RNA. Its product is annotated as olfactory receptor 146-like. Gene Ontology annotation, biological process: G protein-coupled receptor signaling pathway. The transcript has a single exon. Bases 1 to 978 code for a protein of 325 amino acids. The record is from RefSeq and is a predicted model, not a curated record. NCBI's taxonomy places the organism in Eukaryota, Metazoa, Chordata, Actinopteri, Gadiformes, Gadidae. Gene Ontology annotation, molecular function: G protein-coupled receptor activity; olfactory receptor activity. Gene Ontology annotation, cellular component: membrane.
AUGGGAAACGAAUCAUACAACAGCCUUACCCUUCAGAUAGAAGGGUUGAAGGUUACAGAGCAAUCUGUAUACCCUGUUUUUGCCUUUUUACUAAUUUUCUAUUUAUUAAUCAUUAUUAUGAAUGUGGGUAUUUUAGUGCUCGUUGGCAUUGAAAGGAGCCUACACCAGCCUAUGUAUCUGCUUUUCUGUAACCUGCCAAUCAACGACAUCAUAGGAAGCUCAGUUUUGGUGCCAAGGCUUCUCGCUGACAUCUUGACGCCUCCUUCGGAACGCUUCAUCGACUACUACGAGUGUGUGGUCCAAGCAUUCUUCUCACACUUGUUUGGCACCACUUCUCACACCAUUUUGAUGAUCAUGGCCUAUGACAGAUAUGUGGCUAUCUGUAAUCCUCUGCGCUAUGCUCUUAUUAUGAAUAACAAAAUGGUGAUCAAGUUGAUUUUCUCUGCCUGGGGUGUGGCUGUUGUGCUGGUGGCCAUCCUGAUCGGGCUGACUGUCAGACUGAACACAUGCAGAACCUUGAUUACACAUCCUUACUGUGACAAUGCCUCACUGUUUAAGCUCUCCUGUGAGAGCGUUUUCAUUAACAAUGCCUAUGGCCUGACAUUUACUGUGGUGCUUUUGACAUCUUCUAUCGGCGGGGUGUUCCUUACUUAUGUAAAGAUCACAGCUGUCUGUCUGACCAGUAAAAACAAAGCUCUGAACAGUAAAGCUCUAAAGACUUGCAGCACACACCUUUCAGUGUACCUUAUAGUGAUUUUAUGCGGAAUGUUAACUAUUCUGAUGCAUCGCUUUCCUCAGUACUCAGAUUACAGGAAGCUGUCCGCCAUUAUGUUUCACAUAGUUCCAAGUGGCCUCAACCCCAUCAUAUAUGGUGUACAGUCCAAAGAGAUACGAAAGCUCCUUUCAAAAAUGUUUUUGUCUAAAAACGUUUUACCUUUAAUUAAGGGUGGAGCUGUUUAUGAUUCUAAAGAUCACUAG